Messenger RNA from Python bivittatus (Burmese python), 2465 nucleotides. The record is from RefSeq and is a predicted model, not a curated record. NCBI's taxonomy places the organism in Eukaryota, Metazoa, Chordata, Lepidosauria, Squamata, Pythonidae.
AUGUUUAUUACAUUUUCUUGUUUUUCACAGAUGAUAGUAUGGUUGGAAAAAAUCCUAGAUAAAAUCAUUAGCAUAUUCAUUAUAUUUGUGCUAGUGAUAGGCACGCUGUUGCUUGCUCUGCUCCUUACAGCAAAGGUUCAUCAGGAAAGUGUACAUAUGAUUGAGGUAACAAGCAGGUUGAUUAAUGAAACGGUAGCCAAUCACCCAGAGUGGGCCAACUGGCUUCCCGAAGCUCAGGUUAUUCAGAAGGCUUUGAAUUCAGCUGCUACUAAUGUUUAUCAGUAUGGACGAGAAUGGAUAACGCAUAAGCUUGAUAAAAUAUUAGGAGAAAAAGUAAAUAACACUGCUGUGAUUGAAAAACGAGUUCUGGAGCUUUGGGACAGACUAUAUCAUUCUUGGUUUGUGAAAAAUGCAACUCAUUCUGGACAACAAAAAAGUCACAAAAAGCAUUUAUACCGUGAGCAUGGUUGGGCAAGUGACAUGCUUGAUUGGCAAGAUGUUGCUUCUUUUGUUCAUGAGAAUAUUGAAACAUUUCUUUCGAUCCUAGAAUCCCUCUGGGUAGUGAUGAGUCAUAAUGUUAGCCUCCUUUUCACCACAGUUACAACUUUAGUAACAGUCCUUUUCCACAGCGGCACUGCAGUUCUUAAUUUUGUUCUUUCACUGGUGAUUUUCCUGACCACAUUAUUCUACCUUCUAAGUUCCAGUGAUGAAUAUUAUAAGCCAGUGAAGUGGGUGAUCAACUUGAUCCCUUUGUCACAGUCUGAUGCAUCUUCAAAUAUAGUCAGCCAAUCUGUGGAGGAAGCUAUAAGAGGGGUAUUCGAUGCAUCUCUCAAAAUGGCUGGGUUCUAUGGGCUAUACACCUGGCUGACUCAUACCAUCUUUGGAAUUAACAUUGUCUUCAUACCCUCAGCACUGGCUGCUAUACUUGGAGUGGUUCCAUUUUUGGGAACAUACUGGGCAACCAUACCUGCAGUUCUAGAUCUUUGGCUCGUACAAGGAAAAGGAUAUAAAGCUAUGUUCCUCUUCAUUUGUCAUCUAUUGCCAACUUAUUUUGUAGAUACGGCAAUCUAUUUGGAUAUAUCUGGAGGAGGUCAUCCUUAUCUGACAGGACUUGCUAUAGCUGGUGGAACAUAUUACCUAGGACUAGAAGGAGCCAUCAUAGGACCCAUACUCCUUUGUAUUUUUAUGGGUGCCUCUAAUAUAUACAGUGCUAUGCUUGUGAGCCCAACCAAUUCAUUGCCUACUCUAUCACAGAUGCCUCAGCCUUUGAAGAUAUACUGAGAAACGCCUGAGGAACUAAGAAUUGCCAAGGAAUGAUACACAAUAUUUUAUAUAUUCUGUUUCUUUUGAGAGAAAAAAAGCUCAAGAGAUAUAGCUUUGAUCGUCUCUCCAGCAGGCCCUACUGAAGCUUUUGCUGAUGAAGCAUUCACUUAUGAGGAUACCCAUUGAUAUGUAUGUUGCUAUACUGUACAUUACCUUUGCUGCUGCCCAUUUCUUGCUUAUUAUACAAAUAUAGGAUUUAUUAGUCAUGCCCUCUCCCCCAAAAGGAUUCACUUGGAUUUGUUUGUAACCAGUUGAAUUAUUUAACAUAUUCAUGGCUAUGAACAUAAUUAUGCAGUUUCUUUGUCCCAAAGCUAUUUAUAUUUGCUUAGAUGUGAAGCCAUUAUAGUAUAGCAUAUGCUAAUUUUGUAUUGCUUUAACAAAAUGCUAUUGUAAUUUUAUGAGCACUUUCUUGAUCAAGGGCACUGGGAUUUGGGUCACUAAUAUAUUUGAGGCUGGUGGUUUGUUUUUGUUUUGUUUGGAGAGGGUGGGAUUUGGUUUAGGGCAAGGUGCAAAGCCAUUCACUAUAAUUUCUGAACCAUGAUUUCUUGCCUGGGAUGUGUUCCAAUAUUAUUGAUUUUGUUAGGAUGUUAUGUAUUACAGCUAUGUAACAAAUACAUAGAAUUAUUUUUAACAGCUUAGUAAGGAUGUUUAUUUAAAAUACCUUUGUGAUGUAAUGUAUUAGUAAAUGUCAGGUUUUUUAAUAUUGAAAACUCAAUGAAAGUAUCCCAGGGUCAACAUAAUUAAUUAUGUUACUUAAUACUUAAAAUGAUUUGUAUAGAGGUAGACACAUGUUUUAGUAUUUUGGGGAAACAUAAUAUUCGACUAAAUCUACAGGUGUCUACUACUAAAAAAACUGGAAUAUUGUUCACUUUUUUAAAAAAAUUAAGUAAUUGGGAUUUUUUUAAAAAUCUCAUAGACUUUAAGCCAUAGUGGUGUUAAAAUCAGAUUAAAAGUUCUCUACAUAAUAAACAGUAUAAUUGUUUGUUGUUGUUGGCCACUCUUUUUGGGAAUAAAAUGAUUUAUUAACAUCAAAGGAAAUGAUGUUAAUUUUGUGAUUUAAACGUCUAAAGCACAUCUGCCUAGUGAAUUAAGACAAAGCUGAUAACAAUUAUUGUAUUUGUUUUAAUAAAAUUGUAAUAUAA